Messenger RNA from Striga hermonthica, 4500 nucleotides. The record is from the annotation of a GenBank genome assembly. Lineage: Eukaryota; Viridiplantae; Streptophyta; Magnoliopsida; Lamiales; Orobanchaceae.
AUGGAAAGUAGCAGAAAGAAGUCUGGUGGUGUUCAAAUUCCCAAGAGAAAGCUCUCUUUGGAUCUAAAGGGUGACCGUGAAUCUCAAUUUUUCAAGCCGGGAGUGAGUAAGAGGAAAGUUUCCAGUGAAUAUGAUGAAGUAGACGUUAAGAAGAAGAAGAGGAAGAUCCCUAAGGAGGUUCCUUUGAGUUCUUUUCUGUCUGAUGCUAAAAAGUUUAGGAAAAAGGAUGAUGGGAGUGGCUCGAAAAUGGAGCUGGGUUCCAGAGAGAAAUCAGGUGCCAGGCUCAAAUCACUGCACGAUGCCUCAUUACCUUUGGGAGAUAAUGGAAAAUUGUUUCACAUCCCUAAGCGGCCACGUGGUUCGGUAGGGCGGAAAAGGCCUGAAAGUGAUCAAGGCUCUGAGUCACUCAGACUUUCCAGUUCGGGAUCACUUAAGGGAGUGACUAAAUCAAAUAGUAAGGUUGGCUGUAAUGUCCAAUCGGUUAGGCGGACCGCCCCUUUUGUAGGCAACGGUGACACUUUGAAUUCGAGAUUAGCUGGGAAAGGCCCCGGUUCAAAUGCUAAACGCAAGAAAAAGGCUGUUUCGAGAUCCACCGAGGACUCCAAUAGUUCAAAUGUGAGACUGAAUCGGAAGGUGGGAUAUGAUAGUGUCAUCAAGAAAAGAGAUGAGCAUGUAGUGAAGCAAGAAAAUUGUGUUGUAAAUAAUGUAGAUGCGUCUAGGAAUAAAAAGAACUUAGACGUUAGUAUGGAUCGUGUUGAUGCCUCAGUUAGGGAACCCGUACCUGCAGCACGUAGUUCGGUCUCAAAUAGUCUCUCCACCACUGCCCUGGAUGAUGAGGACGAUGAAGAUGAUGAGGAGAACCUUGAACAGAAUGCAGCUAGGAUGCUUUCUUCUAGAUUUGACCCUAGUUGUACUGGUUACUCAUCAAAGGGAAAAUCUUCAGCAUCUCAAACGGCUAAUGAAUUGUUUGGUAACUCGAUCAGUCAAAAUGUGGAGUCUGGUGCUGGUGAUGAUAACAUGAGAUCACUUAGACCCAAAAGAGGAGAUAGCGGCAAGGUCUUGUCAAAGAAGCGCCGUCAUUUCUAUGAGGUCCUCGGCCAGGAUGUGGACCCUUACUGGGUUUUGAAACGGAGGAUCAAAAUAUUUUGGCCAUUGGAUGACUGUUGGUAUGAGGGCAUUGUGAACAAUUAUCGCACAACAGCAAAGCUUCAUCACAUAAAGUACGAUGAUAGGGAUGAAGAGUGGGUUAAUCUUGAAGAGGAGAAAUUUAAGCUCUUGCUUCUACGUAGUGAAAUUCCUGGAAAAGCUAAAUCUCAAAACCAAUUUUCUAGGGACAAAGAUUUAUACAGAGGACAAUUAGUUACUCGGGCAGAUGAUGAAAGCAGCAUAGGGAACUCUCUUGAUUCAGAACCUAUUGCAUUGUGGCUGGCCAGUCAAUCUCAACGUGUGAAGGCUUUGCCCAAGUCCCUGAAAAGACUAAAAACAUCAGAAUGUGACUUUCCUUUUGUCUCAUCAUUGGCAUCUGAGAAAGCUGACAUCUGGAAUGAUGAUAUGCAUGGUUCAGAUAUUACUGUAAAUAGAAUGGGUUGUGAGUGUGCAUCAGCAGAUAAUUCACUCGGUGACAAAUAUCUGUCGGGAAUUAUCUCAAAAAGUGACAAACAAUUGGUUUAUGUCAGGAAGAAGAAUCAGAAGAAAUUUGCUGGAAGUAGUUCUGUGCUUAGAGACGCCAAAACAUGUAAUGGUGCUCAAGAGCCUGGUACUCCUCUUGCAUCUGAUGCCGUUCGCUUGCAGACUAGUAAAUUGGAUAGGUUGAAUUGUUGUGGGCAUGUCAACUCUGACAAUGAAGUUUGCUCGUUUGAUGAUAAAGGCAAACUUGAUUUGUAUAAUACCUUGCUGGAGCCUAAAGAACCUAGAAUCUGGAUAUGUCUACCCUUAUUAUCAUAUACGGAGUUUUCAUGUACAAGAAAUUGUUUUUGGGUGUUUCAUGACAUAUUCUGGCUUCAACAUGGAGUGAUCGUGACUACCUCUUCUUCUGUUUUCUUUGAGAUGGUCCUCAUAGAUAGUAAUCUUGGCUUGAGACUUCUCUUUUAUGAAGGCUGCCUGAAACAAGCUUUAGCCAUUGUUUUCGAAAUUUUGAGGUUCUUGGAUCAAUAUGAUGAACAGUGGAAUGGAGACAAGAAAAUACCUGCCAUGUCAAUUUUGUUCCAAAUAUCCAGUGUUCAUGAUCGACGGAAGCAGCUUGUUUCUGCACCUUAUUGUUUCUCCGAACUCCAGAGAUCAAUGUGGCUUUGCCGGGAAUCAAAGAUUCUGCAACAGUGCCUUCCUGUUAAACAGUUGCGCCUUUCUGAGUGCACAGAUGACAAUAUAAAGGAACUUGAAUGUCGGAUUCUUCAGCCUCUCGAAUCUUAUGUUGGUUUCAAGCUCCCAUCAAGUGAGGAUUCCAAGAAGAAACUUGAGCGGCACCCAGAAGCCUGUAAUGCAAGGAUGAGUGAAUCUCCUCUCAGCUUAGCUGCAGAGCCUGGAAAAGUUUCUCAAUCACAAAUGUCUGUUCCCAGCUUGCAUAUCCGUUCACUCAUGCAUCAUAGUGUUGCCCGUGAGGAUUUCCGACGACAGGGUGUUACUUUCUCAAAAGAGUCUGCUGAACAAAAAUGUGACCAAUCUACAGCAAAGUGCUCUCAAUUUAAGCCCAGCUCAGUCAGUGUUCAAGAUAUCCCUUCGGAACAUGAAAUCAGACAAUCAGAUGCGGAUGGAUUUGUUCUAAACACCAGCACUGCAGGAUCCAAAAGUUCGUACAGACGUGGUAAAAGCAGCAGAAUAUCCUCUCCUCUUGGAUUUAACUCACAUUUCUGGUCCAAUGGUAAGCCAAACUUCAUGCCUGGACCCAAAAAGCCGCGCACUCAGGUUCACUACACAUUGCCUUGGGAGGGUAAUGAUAUCAGCAGAAAGCAAGAAACGCCCAGCUCACGGUCUGUACCUUGCAAGAGGAUUAGGAGAGCUAGCCAGAGGACACCUGAUGUGACAGGGAAUAAUGAGAAAAACUUGGAAUUGCUGUCAUGCUCUGUGAAUGUUUUAGUCACCAAUGAGGACAGAGGAUGGAGAGAUUGUGGGGCCCAUGUUUGCUUAGAAGUUGCCAGUGACAAUGAAUGGAGAUUGGCCGUCAAGUUCUCUGAGGUCACGAGAUUCUCGUACAAAGUCAAACAUAUUCUGCAGCCUGGAACAGUCAACCGCUAUUCACAUGCUAUGAUGUGGAAAGGGGAAAAGGAUUGGGUGCUCGAAUUUACCGAUCGGGGCCAGUGGACGCUUUUCAAGGAGAUGUAUGAGGAGUGUUACAAUCGGAAUAUUCGUGCGGCCUCCAUGAGGAACAUCCCCAUUCCUGGGGUCCGCCUGGUUGACGAGUACGACGAUUUCGGGCACAAGGCUCCAUUUGUCCGGAAUCCAGCAGUGUAUUUUCGGCAGGUUCAGUCUGAUGCUGAGCUGGCGAUGGACCCUUCCCAUGUUUUGUAUGACAUGGAUAGUGAUGAUGAGUGGUGGUUGAUGGAACAGAAAAAAUGUGCCGACAAACAUAAAUGUGAACACUUAUCUGACAACUUGUUUGAAAUGGCAAUGGACAUGUUUGAAAAAUUUGCAUAUUCCCAGCAUCGUGAAGACUUCACUGAUGCCGAAGUUGAGGAGCUAGCUUCUGGGGUGGGAUCCAUUGAAGCCGCUAAACUCAUUUAUCAACACUGGAGAAGGAAACGGGAAAAAAUGCGCAUGCCUUUGCUAAGACAUUUCCAGCCGCCUCCUUGGGAGAGGUAUCAACGACAGAUGAAGGAGUGGGAACAAAAUGUUGCCCGUGGAAAUUGUGUCCCCUCAGUUGGUGGCGCGGAUAAGGAAAAACCACCGAUGUUUGCUUUCUGCUUGAAACCACGGGGCUUGGAUGUACCUAACAGAGGCUCAAAACAACGGUCUCACAGAAAAUUUACCGUUUCUGGAAAGCAUCAUACUUUCUCAGGGGAUCGGGACAGUCCACUUAUUUAUGGGAGAAGAGCACAUGGGCAUGCUUUUGGAGGCAAAAUGUUGUAUACGAACAACGUACAUGAAGUUUCUGAUGUCCCACUCUACCCUUUAGCAAGGAUGUGGUCCCCACAAAACGCGCAUUUCUCUUCGAACACUGUAUGGAAAGUUAACCGUAAGGUUUCUAAGAAUAAGCACAAAAAGCUUUUAUCACAACUUUAUUCUCACUGUCAAAGGGAGACGUCCCAUACGGACAGAACAAUAGGGCACAAAAAUGGAGUCUGUCCAUGGGACAUAAAGCAGCUCGAGAUUUAUGAUCUCAAUGAGUUUCACUUACGUGAUGCCUUGGGUGCUGCUGAGCAUACAUGCAAAAUGGCCAAGUUCAAGAGAGACAAGGCACAAAGUUUGUUUUACAAAGCAGAUUUAGCCAUCCACAAAGCUCUAUCCUCUUUAAUGAACGCAGAGGCAAUGAGAGAUUCUUUUGAAAACUUAAAUGAAGUGAAUUAG